UGUCGUCCAAAGUGUUGAGGGGAGUCAUGGGGAGUGGUGGGGUUCCUGCGGACGUGGAUAAGUAGGCAUUAAUCUUUAAAAAUGGGAAGGAAGCCAAGAGCUACUAGGACACACUUGAGGAGAUCUAUCCAAAGUAGCCAGUUUCACAACAGGCGUCUGGAGGAGGACCAGAUGUGGGCGAGCCGCGCGCGGGAGCGGGAGCGGCGCCGCUCGCCGCCGCCGGGCACUCGCGGCCUGCGCAUGGACCAGCGCCGUCUGGAGAGCCGGCCUCGUCGCGAAGCAGACAGGCGGCGCCCGGAGCUCGACUCGGCCAUGCGCCGCGCCCGCCGCGACGGCCAGCAGAGCAUGUACUGGACCAAGAAGCUGCUCGACUUUGAAGAGCGCGAUCCGGACCGCUGGGGCCACAGCGGGUUCCGGGAGCUCUACAUGGACUCGGCGCCAGGCGCGGCCAGCACCGCCCGGCCGGACCGCUCUCGGGAACGUCAGCCGAGAGAGCGGCCCGAGCGGGAGCGCAGAGAGCGGCCCGAUCGGGAGCGCAGAGAGCAGCUCCAACGCGACGCCGGGCGGCGGCCGGCGGCGUCCGAGCGCGGCCGCCGACAGUACCGGCGCCGCUCCCGGACCCGGUCCCGGUCCCGGUCCCGGACACGGACACGGUCCCGGUCCGGCUCGUCCUCCUCCAGCAGCUCGUACUCCGGCUCGUCCGAUGACCGGUCGCGGUCGGGCACGCCCGGCCGCCGCCGCCGCCGCCGCAGCUCGAGCAGCAGCUGGUCCAGCAGCUCGACCAGCGUCACAUCGCGGUCAGCCUCGCCGUCCUCGCGACCCGCCGCCGCCGCCGCCCCGGUCAACGGACACAGGCGGCCGGCGCCGCGGCCGCGCCCUGCCGCCGACCGUACCAAGGGGCCGGCGUCGGACCGCUCCCGGGCGGCGGCCCCCGACCGGUCUCGGCCGUCCGGCGGCGGUGGCGGCGGCCCGCGGCCGGCGGCCACCAUCACCCGGCGCGUGUCGAACCCGGCGCCGGCCGUCCCGGCCGGCCCGUCGCGGCGGCGGCCGGCGCGCUCCGAGUCGGCCGACUCGAGCUCGUCGUCGGCAGCCGAGGAGCCGGCACGCACCAGCCUGUCGGAGCGUUUCGGUCGGCUGGCGCAGCUGAGCUCUCAGCGCGGCGCCGCCGAGCUCGUCCGGCUCAAGAUCGUCAAAGACGCCCACUCGUCGGACAAGAAGGUGAUUCUGGAGGAGGAGCCGGGCGCCGGCUCUGGCCGCGAGCGCAGCCAGCAGCGGCUCAGCUUCGAGACCGAGUACCGCGAGUACUUUGGCCAGAAGCUGCGCCGGCCGGCCAUGACGGACGACCCGGGCGCCGAGCUGCCGCGUCAGCUGCCGCGCGACUGGGAGACGGACGUGAGCGUGCGCUACCGCUACUACCGCGACGCCGGCUACUUCCGCGACCAGAUGCUGACGCUGGACGAGUACAUCAAGUGGGAGCAGUGGUGGUACCGCUACCGCGAGUGGCUGGCCAAGGAGACGCGCCGCGCUCACCUGGAGCGGCCUCCGGCCGAGCAGCUGGGCCUGGCGCCCGUGCGCCGUCUGCGGCCCGUCGACUGGCGGCCGGAGCGCCGCCCGCCGCGCCGCUUCUGAGCGCCGAGUCCGAUCUGAUGGCGGGCAGACGCACCACGGCGAUCCCCAGCGUGGAGCGCCAAUCACUGACCGAGUGUGGGACCGGCGCUGGGGAGUACCCAGUGCCCCAUUUUAUAGGCAGGCUGCAAUCUUAUCGUGUGGCUUGCUAGACUUUCAAUCUCAAUCUGCCUUCAGUAUUUGUGUGCAGAUUUGAUUAGCAUUUUGUCAGCUUCUCUUAUUAAAUGCUGGCUGUUACGGAGCAAACCAACAUUGCUUCAACUAAACGUCAGCCGUGAGCUAUUUGUUACAAACAUUUUUAUUUGAUGGCCUUUGCCACCUUUUAAGUGUCGUGCGGGGUUUGGAGGGGUGAAAAGUUGCCAGGUUUUAGCGGGCAGAGCCGCCUGUGGCGGUCGUGGAUUUCGCGGCCGUCCGGCAGCGUGUGUAGACUGUCGGUCCGCCGGCGGCGUGUGUAGACUGUCGGUCCGCUGGCAGCGUGUGUAGACUGUCGGUCCGCCGGCGGCGUGUGUAGACUGUCGGUCCGCUGGCAGGCAGCGUGUGUAGACUGUCGGUCCGCAGGCCCGGCUUGUGGGCCCGCGGCCCUUGCCCGGUGUGAAUGAGGUCGUGGGCGGGAGGGCGCGCGCAUGCGUCCCGCGACGCUCGGGCAGUGUCUCCCUACUAGUGUCCGUGUGGUAUUUCCCUACUGGUGUCCGUGUGGUUCGCGCACGAGUGUCCGUGACCCGUGUGGUUCGCGAUCGGUACCUAUCUCGGAACCAGUGUCCGUGUGGUUCGCGAUCGGUAUCUCUGAACCAGUGUCCGUGUGGUUCGCGAUCGGUCGCCGUGGGCGGCGGUAGCUCCUGUGACAUGAUAGUGCUCCUCCCUCAGUCAUCCGAUGUUGACUCGUAACCUCUCACUGAACAAAUAAUAACAUGGCACGGAGA
Molecule: messenger RNA, 2546 nt
Organism: Amphibalanus amphitrite
Lineage: Eukaryota; Metazoa; Arthropoda; Thecostraca; Balanomorpha; Balanidae
Product: serine/arginine-rich splicing factor 4-like
Exons: 7
Coding region: 82-1629 (515 amino acids)
Source: RefSeq, a predicted model, not a curated record